Molecule: messenger RNA, 1242 nt
Organism: Oxyura jamaicensis (ruddy duck)
Lineage: Eukaryota; Metazoa; Chordata; Aves; Anseriformes; Anatidae
Gene: TRMT61B
Product: tRNA methyltransferase 61B
Exons: 8
Coding region: 1-1182 (393 amino acids)
Biological process (GO): tRNA methylation
Cellular component (GO): tRNA (m1A) methyltransferase complex
Source: RefSeq, a predicted model, not a curated record
AUGUGUGCUCAGAGGACAAUUGCUGAAUGCAGAGUACCUACUUGCAGGAUUCCUGAGGAGAGGCUGCGGCGGAGGCUGCCGCCGGAGCUGGGGGCGGCGGGGCCGAACGGGGCUCCGCGGCCCCCCGAGGAGGCGCGGUCGGUGCCGCCGCCGUUCCGCGCGGGGGAGCUGGCGCUGGCGGAGGCGCCGCGCAGGCAGAGGCCCCCGGUGCGGCUGCUGUGCCGGCUGGCGGCGGGCGGGGCGCUGGCCGCCCCCGGGGGGCUGCUGCCGCACGAGGACAUCAUCGGGCGGCCGCCCGGAGAGGUGGUGCGCCUGGCGGGCGGCGGGAGGCUGCUCGUGAGGCGGCCCUCGCUGGAGGAGUACGCGCUGCUCAUGCCCCGCGGGCCCGCCAUCGCCUACCCCAAGGACAUCAGCGCCAUGCUGCUGAUGAUGGACGUGCACCCCGGGGACACCGUGCUGGAGGCCGGCAGCGGGUCCGGGGCGCUCAGCUUGUUCCUGUCCAGAGCGGUUGGGCCCAAAGGACGAGUUAUAAGUUAUGAAAUCAGAGAUGACCAUCACAAUUUAGCAAAGAAGAAUUACAGGCACUGGCGUGCUGCAUGGGAAAUAGGGCAUAUGGAAGAGUGGCCAGAUAACGUGGACUUCAUUCUUAAAGACAUCUCAACAGCUGCUGAGGAUAUGAAAUCUGUAACAUUUGAUGCAAUAACUCUGGAUAUGAUUAACCCUCAGUCUGCUUUAUCUGUUGUACACCCAAGUCUUAAACAGGGUGGUGUAUGCACUGUAUAUUUAGCAAACAUCACACAGGUUAUUGACCUUUUAGACAGAAUACGGACCUGCAAGCUCCCAUUUUUGUGUGAAAGUAUUGCUGAGGUAACUCAUAGAAAAUGGUUGGUACUCCCUGCUAAAAUCAAGAAUUGCAAAUCAAACCAGACAGCGGAAACUCAAGAAAAUAUUGAGGAAGUAACUCACCAAAAAGACUAUGAUGAAAUCCAUAUUCAGGAUCAAAUAGUUCUUAAAGACGUUGAACGCAAUGAAUUACAAAAAGACGUACUUCUCACAGAAUCAUUUUCUGAUGAUGCUGAAACAUACUGCUCAGUACCUUACGUUGCUAGACCAUCUAAUUGGCAGGAUGCUCAUUCAGCGUUCCUCACCAAGCUGAGAAAGUUUCGACCCCUGCAUUCUUGAUGCUGCUGUGAUGUUAGCUACUAAUUUGAGUGUUGUAUCAGAAUAAACUCUUACAAAGUA